AUGAGUACCUCGUAUUGCUUGCUCGAAGCGGCACCAUCGACAUCAUCACGCUAUCUUGAUUUGCAACCGUCGCCGGCGAGGAACCCCAAAGACAUACAGGACGUGCUGGAGAGGGCACAACGAGUCCAGUUUCUCCAGGAGCAGCGAAUCAAGGAGCUCGAGCGCCAACUCCUCGCAUCACGCCGUGAAAGUGCAGCAGAGUUUCCCUUCUUCUCACGUCUGCCCCCCGAGCUCCGAUGCCGCAUAUGGAGGCAAGCCUUGCCUGUGCAGAAUUUCCGCCCGUUCCGCUUCCUCCAGCCGUCCUUUCUGGAGUGGAAGAGCCUUGCUCCGCCAACAAUUGCCGGAGUCUGCCGGGAGGCCCGAUACGUUGCGUACCAGCAUGGCGGCCUCUACUGCCACGAGUUCCUCGCCCCCCUCUCCUGGACAUGGUUCAACGGCGACACUGACGUAUUAGAUCUCUCGCCCUUCAAGAUGACGAAAGACAGCAGCUUCAUCCCUCUACAAAAGAAGCUCCUUCAGGAGACGACAACAAUACUCCUAGACGUAGAGACCGUCGAUAGCCUAUUAGUGACGGGUCUGUUCGGUAAAGAUAGCCAGCUCCCAAACGUCCGCAACAUCCACCUGAUGGCGGGGAAUACAUUUCAAGUGGACAAGCAAUCAUGGCAUCCUCAUGCAGUGGCACGACUCUUUGGUGGCCAGUCGUUCGUCCAUGUCGACAUCGAGGAUGAGCAAGAGGUGGCGCGACUCGACCAGCUGCUCCUCGCAGCGAUGACGGGGGCCGACGGCAGCUUCAUGGGCAAAUGGGAGAAGGAUGCCAUUACGAGGCUGCAGGCCCAGAUUCGGCCGUCGACUGCUAAGAUGGAGUCGUGGAAGAAGACAAAGCAGCUCAUCAUGCGAGGAUGGAUAUCCCACAAUAGCGAGGGGUUUUCAAGCGACAGCAUACCCAAGAGCUGCACCGGGGACGACGGGUUGAUGAAGGAAGACGACGUCAGAAAGCUUUACCCUCGCAUGCCUGUCGUCAAGCUGGUCCAAACGUUUGAGCCGGCCCCCGUCCCCCAGCUGGCAAAGUGGUACAGGGAGUGUGGGCGACCAAUGGUGGAAGACAUGAGAGGUUGA
Messenger RNA from Trichoderma reesei QM6a, 1116 nucleotides. RefSeq lists its product as uncharacterized. The record is from RefSeq and is a predicted model, not a curated record. The transcript has a single exon. The coding region runs from base 1 to 1116 and encodes 371 amino acids. Lineage: Eukaryota; Fungi; Ascomycota; Sordariomycetes; Hypocreales; Hypocreaceae.